Messenger RNA from Colletotrichum graminicola M1.001, 1410 nucleotides. Its product is annotated as cytochrome P450. The transcript is spliced from 6 exons. Lineage: Eukaryota; Fungi; Ascomycota; Sordariomycetes; Glomerellales; Glomerellaceae. The coding region runs from base 1 to 1410 and encodes 469 amino acids. Gene Ontology annotation, molecular function: iron ion binding; monooxygenase activity; heme binding. The record is from RefSeq and is a predicted model, not a curated record.
AUGCUCAACCAGAUCAGAACUCCCGGACCAGCAGACAUAUUCAUCUCAUGGAUGAGGCAAUGGCCUGAAGCGCCCUUUGUGCGAUACCUAUCCGUUGGCAACUCCGAGACGCUCAUGGUCAAUAAUAUGGCUGCAUUCAAGGAGGUCCAGCAAGCCAAGGCCUACGCCUUCCGCAAAUCGCACUUCGCAGCCCGCAUGUUCUCUCCCAUAACGGGUCACGGACUUAUGUUUUCCGAAGGGGAGGAACGAAAGAAGCAGCGUAAUCAGCUGGCCCGUGCUUUCUCAAACCAGAACACUCGCAAGAUGCUGCCGGUCUUCCAGCUCAAAGCAAAACAGCUAUGCGAAGCCAUCAGCCAGGAACUUGGAGGAGAUGAGACCAAGACCGUCGACAUCGAGGGCUUCCUGAAGAAGGCUAGCCUCGACGUCUUCGUCAUAGGGUCCAUCGGCUGCGACCUCGAGAGCAUUUCCAUCCCGGAAGCCCACUUCUUCGACGUGUACGAGCGCAUCAUCCGCCAGCCGCCUUCGGGUCACAUCGUUACCUUCAUUGACGGUCAUAUUCCUCUCCGUUCCUGGCUGCCUCUGCCGAGCAACAAGAGAUGGCUGAAGGACAUUGCUCUUAUCAGGACCAUGCUCCUUACUUGCGUGGAGAACCGACGACACGAGAUGAUAGCGGAGAAGAAGCUGGGGCUCAACGAGAGUCAGACUGAUCGUCGCGAUAUCCUAACCUUCAUCCUAGAGGACUGCCAGUUCGAUGCAACCCAGACGAACUGGACGGACUUGGAGCUUCUGGAAUACAUGCUUAACUUCAUUGCCGGAGGCCACGAGACGACUGGAUCGACCGCUAUGUGGAUCACGCACAUCCUCGCCACGAAGCCCGAGGUUCAGGAACGUCUCAAGCAGGAAGUCUUUGGCCUUUGCGCCGGCAAGCCGCGAGACUGGGUCCCUACCUACGAGGAACUUGAGCAUCUGGUCUAUGUCAACAACUUCCUCAAGGAGGUCUUGCGCUUCUACUCCCCGGCCAUCUUUCUCCCCCGCGAGGCGGCCGAGGACGUCACCGUCUGCGGCAUCUUCGUGCCCAAGGGCACCCAGGUCACACUCUGCCCUGCCGUCGCGCACUUCAAUCGCCUGGUCUGGGGCGAGACGGCCGAGGUCUUCGACCCGGACCGGUGGGCCGACGGCCGCGCGCCCAAGGACUCGUACGCGAUGGAGGCGUUCCUGCAGGGCCCCGCAGGCUGCAUCGCCAAAAACAUGGCGCUCCUCAACGUCAAGAGCGUCAUCUUUGCCCUCGUGCGCGACUUCAAGUUCUUCCCGCGGCCGGGCUGGGACGGGGUGCUGGAGCUCGCGAACCCAAACUUCACCCUGCGGCCCAAGGAGAGUCUGCGGGUCACGGUGGAGAGGGAAGUCAGAUGA